UAAAAACCACCGGUGACGUGCGCGCAGGGAAGCACCCAGCAGUAUGUGCGCGCCCACGGGAGGGGCCGACAGAAAAUGGCGAGUCUGUGCAAAAGGCAGCAAUGCACGGUAGAGAGGCGCGGCUUUCGGCAGGAACUUGACUCUUGGAGGCACAAACUCAUUCACUGUGUAGGCUUUGAAAGCAUCUUGGAAGGCUUGUUUGGGCCGGGACUAGUCAACGAAAUCACUCUUUUCCAAGACUGCGAGCCGGAGGAAGUGUCGGACUGGUCCUUCGAUGACAACUGUCUCUUCUGCUGCUUAAGACGCGAGAAAGUCAAGGAGCACAGCGCAGAGAAAGGUGGAGGCAGCCAGGUGCUGUCGGAGCCGUCUCGGAUCAGCCGGCUGGAGAGACAGGCCCACGACUUCCUCAAUGCUGUGUUACACAGAAAAGACCUCCCAAGUUUCUCAGAACCUCACAUUCCUCUAGUGGCUCGUGAGAUCAUGCAGCGAAUGAUCCGCCAGUUCGCUGCCGAAUAUACCUCAAAAACUACUCAGGACGACUCUCCUCCCCUGCCCAACGGCACCAUGAAGGACCAAAGCCUGCCGAGAGCGGCGCCUCUGAUCGCGCCCGGCUCCCCUCCAUCUUCUGCCUCCUCCUCUUCCUCCUCUCCUUCCCCCACCCCGGGACCUGGUUUCAGCCCAAACUCCGCCGCUGCUGCCGCCUCAGCACCGACAUGCAUCCAGAGCAGCAACGGCACGGGGACCAGUAACGGGUCAGGAGGAGGGGGGACGGCUGCUGCCUCUGCACAGAACCCCGUCCUCAGCAAGCUUCUCAUGGCCGACCAGGACGGCCCGCUCGACCUUUCCGUCAAAAAGAACGAGGAUGAGGAACCGGAACCGAGCCAGCCGGACGGCGUCCUGGACCUCUCCACCAAAAAGAGCCUCAGCGCAGGCAACCUCAAAACCUUCCCCGGCUUCUCCCCUGAGCCCGGGGUCAAAGGACGUUCCAUUAAAGCGGAACACACCCUGCCAGAGGUGGAUGAGGACGGUUUGCUGCAGAGAAGCUUGCAGGACGGACUGAGGGAGAACUACGCCAACUCCACCUCCUUCAAGCCGCCAUUGGCCCGCUCGCUGCGUAUCAAGGAAGAGCUCCUCAGCCAGAAGCACCGCCUCCUGAGCCAGCCUGCUGCUCUCUCAUUGGCUAAUCUAGAGUCAGCAGGCUUGCUCAAUCAUGCGCAGUCCCUCGCCUUGCUUGGCCAGAAGGGCUCUUCCUCUUUCUGGGGAAGCAAGGCCCACCUCGAAAGCCUGAUGAAGCUGAAGCAGGCCAGUGGAGCUUUGAACGGGGCCCUCAGCGACCUCAAAGACCUGCCUACAUUCCUGGAGAAUCACCACAACCACCACGGAGCCUUCUCCUACAAAAGUUCCCACCACCACAAUCAUGUCUCCAAAGCCCAACACUACCACAACGAGGGGAAGAGGGACCAGGGCCACUCGCCUCCUGUCGACCUAAAGAUCCCACAAGUUCGGGGCAUGGAUCUCUCCUGGGACCCCCAUGGCAAUGAGCUGUACGGAUAUGGCGCCAUGGGGAUUGGGGGAGGAUGCCAUGGUGAAAACAGCCUAAACCGGAAGCUGAGAGCCAUCCUACCCAAGCAGAACCGCCGGGGAGGAAGUCUUGGAAGCCUCCUGGAUGGCGCUGCCGACUACUGGAGCUCCGACUUGGACCACUCCAGUUCUGGGCCAGCGUACUCCACCUCUGACGCAGAAGGGGACCCCAACUCCAAGCAGCCGAGGAAGAAGAGGGGCCGUUAUCGCCAGUACAACACAGACAUCCUGGAGGAGGCCAUAACCCAAGUGAUGACCGGGAAGAUGAGUGUGUCCAAGGCUCAGAACAUGUACGGGAUCCCGCACAGCACCCUGGAGUACAAGGUGAAGGAGCGCCUGGGAACCUUGAAGAACCCCCCAAAGAAGAAGCUCAAGCUGAUGAUGAAGAUGGAAGCAGGAGGCCUGGAUUUUCCUCUUGGAGAGUCGGAGAACAGGCUCAACGCAACACCGCGAGACGACGGGCCGCCGCUGGCUGCUGCUGAGCUCCAGGACAAUGUAAAAGAAGAGAUUGAAGACAAUUUCAAACCAAUCGACUAAACGACAUACACAUGUAAACCUCAGUCAAAUGACAAAAGUAAUUUGAAAAUGGAUGGGGCUUUUAUUUGUGCCAACUUACUUUGCAGUAUCUGGGUGAGCACAAACGCAGGGAUAAUAUGAGGAGGAUUCUUAAAAACAAACUUGAGAUAAACAACUAAUCGGAUGGUUUUUAACACGCGUUGUUUAAGCAAUGCUGUGUUAGCAUUUGUUUAGCUUUUAUAUCCAGGGGCUUAACAAAUGCAGCUAAAUACAUAAAUCAAAUGACAAUUAAUGACAUUUCCAUAAGCAUGCUGAUAAUCCCCAGCCCAAAAACCCUUCCCCCUUUUUUCUGAACUUGAUAGACUGAACCAAUGCUGCUUAAAAGUGCAGUUUGGGCUUUGGAACAUUCCCAAUUGGGGAAAAUAAUGAGGGGAAGGUUGAAAAUUAACUCCAUGGACAAAUAAGUCCCUUUAUUGCUCCCCUCUCUUAUGGAGUACUAUCUGAAAUUGGUAAGUGAACAGUCUAUUACAUUUGAAGCCAACUGUAACGUUUAAUCAUACCAUUGAUAUUCCUCGCCAGGGUUGUGAAUCAAAACCCAUCCUCUUAUUGCCAGGUAGCCAUGACGCUUUAACUGCAAACCUUUUCUUUUCUCCAUAAGAUAUUCUGCUAAUCUCUGUGCGGACGAAAGCAACAUUAACCCGUCCUUUUUGAAUGAGAAAAGACACAAAAGUCAUUCAGGGAUGCAUGUUUGUGAGUUUCGUGGACACUACUGACUUCUAUAAUCAACUUGUUUCCUUUAUCUAUAUCUAUUAAUUUGUUUUGCUUUCUUUUGCACUACACUUUUGGUCUGGCGCUUACAGACCAGGUUACCUCGGCAUUGUUGCCCUCGCAUCAUGCACUUAUUUUGGUCUGUCUCCGAAGCCCAGUCGCAACCUCAUAAUGGGUCAGUGGUGCACAUCGCCUGCGUACGCUGAUCCAUAAUCAGAUCCCAGGGAGCUCGAAAACCCUCUUUUUUUUUGCCAAGAGACAAGUUGAGGGGUAAACUGAUUAUGGAUCAGCCUUUUUAAGGCGGAUUGCUACCUCAUGAACCUCCAUCAGUGUCUCACUGCUGAUCCUGGAACGCUGGAGCCGCCUUCAGGUUUCCCUCCAAACGGUGACCGAAGGGAGCUCACCCCUUGCAUGGAGAUCUUUAUUGGAUGAAGGCCUUUUAGGAUCAGAAUGUGAAACCCUGCUGCUAUCAACGUGAUUAUCUAGCUCCUAUACAAGGCUUUAGCCAGUCUAAGCUACUGAGUUUUAGCUAGUCUUAGCAAACAACAAUACAUUGCUGAUGUUUUUUUCCCUUUUCUAUUCAAACUGCUUAGCUGAUGAGUUUUAAACGUUUAUUUCCCUCAAACCUCAGACAGUUUUAACGGCAGUUAACUACAACAAUGUGCAUUUAUCGAGGGGUGUUUAGGGAUGAGGGGUGGGCAAUAUGCAGUGGGGAGGGGUAGUUAAUAGAAGCCAGGGAAAGGAAGAUUUAAUAUAUUAUAAAUUAUUAUGACUGAUGAUGUUAAAGCCAAUCCGUGAUUUAUUUUCUCCUCAUUUUAACUCAGGGUAACUGAGACAGAUAAUGUGGGUUUCAAAUGUGGUCAUUUCCUGUUGGACCUAUAGCUGACAAACAGGAGGACAAGACACGCCUCUCACUAAUGCUUUGUCUUGUGGGAGGGGCCAUGUGAUUAAAUAUGGCAGAGCCAUAGCAGAUAGACCUGCAAAUGAAUCAUGACAAAGAACAGAAAACUGAUGUUGGGUUUUGGGGAGCGAAAUUUCUAGCGGUAAACUUCUAAAAUAGCACUUUUCAAAAGUAAGCGAACUCAAGAGAGAAAGAAAGCUGUUUGAGGUUAUGCACGUAGUGUAGCUCUUCUCUGGGGGAUAUAGGGCCGGGAGCGAUCAGAGGGCAGAGAGAUGGAAGAAAAAAGCUUUAGUGUGAAGACUUUCAGAAAGCUGCAGCUUGGACCCAAACUUCUCUUUAGUUUUCCUCUCGAUUACCUCCAUGAUUUAAAAAAAAAAAAAAGGAUAAAAAAAUGGUCGACAGCUUGAAGAAGUUGAGUUUUGUGUAGUGUCGUCUUGUUGUUUUCCCUCCUCGCCGCUGAAGCACCAGGGAUAGAAAAACUAUCAUCACAUGUUCCAGGUGGGGAUUCUGACAAAAGCUUUCUGGUCGUGUGUCUGUGCUCUGUGGUAAAUGUUGCUCUCCUAAACACUGCCUGGUGCUCACCCAGUCUGUGAGAUCUUUAACAUGAGAAUUGUACCUCUGUUCAGAUGAAAUGGUAAUUCACUCCUUUUCAAAUGUAUUGUAUAUUUUAUUUAUUUUAUUUGCUUUUUUUCUUUGAUUAUUUUCUUAAAAAAUGGCAUGCACCACUCUGUUGGGGCUGAUUUUGGGUUAGGGUCAAUUUGAUAUAUUAUGAGAGGAUUUCAACACCAUUAAUCUUAAACUUUUUCUAAGUUAUGAAUGAAUCACAAUCUAAUUAGAAUUAGAAAAAUGUACUACCUGUUUCAUACAAUCUGAAUAUACCCUCUGUGGUUAUUGGUUAUCCACAAGUUGAUUUUAAAUCUUUGUAGUUCCCUUGGCUUGAUUGGCAGGUAUUUAUGGCCAAUGGGAAAAGCUUUAGGAAAGACCCCUGAAACAACAUUUCCAGGGGAUGUUAUGCAUGAAAUGCAUCCAACACUUUGCCAAUGCUGAGCAUUGGAAGUGUCUAAAAGGUUGUGAGCGUUGAGUUAGACCCAGCGAAGGACAAUGCACUGAACUCAUAGUUAAAACAGGAUUGAAUCCCCAGUGCCGAAAGUAAAGCACUUGUUUUGAACACACCUCUGAAAAAAUGCAGAGGAGCUGCUUAGCCAGCUGUGAAUGCAGUCUGACAACGUACAGUAUGUCCCGCCCUCUAAAAAACUAAAACCCAGAACAAAUGCCUCAUGUAAUGCAUGCAAAGCAACAUUACAUGUGUGUGUAGAAAUAGUGUAAUUGGCAUCGAUGCACAGGUUUGUGAUGAAUAAACUCCAACAGCACUUAAACCGAAUUCCCCUGAGAGGGGCGAUUGCUCAAAAGCCAAACUAUCUCUGUGUAUAAUUUACAUACAUUUUAUAUUUAAAAAUAAAUCUCUCUCUCUCCCCUUGAAGACAUUUUUGACCCUAAAUGUACAUUCGGCACUUGCUUUAAAUUUGCUAAUACUUUUUGAAAAUUCAGGUAAUUUCAAAAGUCCAAUUUCAGCCUCCUCUGAUCUACUGAGCUGCAUGCCAUUUAAGGUGUAUUCAGCCUCCUCUGAUCUACUGAGCUGCACGCCAUUUAAGGUGUAUUUAUUUCAAUUCAUUUUGUUUCUUGGUUUGGUUUUUAAAUAUUGUUUAUAGUCAUGUGGUUAACGGCUCCCCCUGUCCGAAAAAGUCCUCCUUCUUGCAACUGAGUCUCACUGCUGUUUCAAAGAAACCUCAUACUAUAUUAUAUACUUAAGAGAACAGUAUAUAUCUUUAUAUAUACAUAUAUAUUAACAAAUACACACAAAAUGAAUGUAGUGAACAGAAAUGAAUAUCUCAAACUUAAAAAAACAGAACUGUCAUCUGCAUAAAAGAUGGCACCGUCAGUUUUAUUUUCAACCGACUGUUGUUUUUAUUAUUUUGCUUUUAGUUUCACGUCACGCUGCUUGCAUUGAAAACGCAGUCGUUUCCUGCUCUGCGUGUGACAGUAGCCUUCAGUACUGUAAAUGUCUCAGGAUCGAGCCAAUGGGAUGGGCAGCAAUAUUCGUCAGUCGGAAAAUGGCGCAGACUUAACUACCUGUACUCAAUGUAAUUUAUAGACAUGUAUACAUAAACUAUGUGUCGACUUGGUCAGCAGAGUCCAAGUGCUAUACCUCAAUCUCAAAAUAAUGACUCCUUUCUGUGCCUCGUACUUUUAUGUAUACCUUACCUGGGAGCCUGGCGAAGGGAUAGCUGAUACUCUGGGAAAUGUAGUAUCCUCAGCUGUUUCUUUUCUUAUCUGUUCAUUUUUCUUUUCUUUGUCUCGCCUCCCUCUUGCUAAGGGAGGAGGGAGACGCUUCAAGUGUCUGACUGACCAAUAUUUGCCACCCUACCUCUUUUCAGGUAUUUUUUCGCAACAACAAAACCUUAUAGAAAGUAUAUAAUGAGUACAUUAAUACCUUACAGGAACUAAACAGCUAUUCAUGUUUGAGUCACUGGAUGGGCUUGGUAUGGGAGGGCUGAAAACCUCUUAUUUCUUCCUCCAAAAAGUCCAAACAUUUUGGGAUUCAGUCGUCUGGUUUCACCCUGGAGGCGAUAAGUCAGGUCGGUCCCACCCUGGCCUGAGAAAGAACACGGUGUUUUUGUUCACUGAGGCUCUUUUUCUUUUCUUUUCUGGUUUAUUGUAUGUUAUUUUGGUGUAACGUAUACCUCCAGGUUGAAACUUGACAGGGGAGAAAUCAGAGACCUGGAGGGGAGAUUGGGGGACAGGUGGACAAGUUAACCUUCUUUUAUCUGCUGUCUUGUAAAAGAAAAAUAUAUCCAAAAUCUUUUACAUUGCAUUCCAAAAAAACACCACACAAGAAAAUGUACCUUUAUAUGUUGAAAAAAGCUAUAUACUUAUGAAUGCAUAGGUAUUUAUUUUACUGUUUUUGCAUCUUCAGGUAAACCAAUCGAUUCCUCUUUUGCUUAUAGGUUGGUUUUUUUAUUUGGUUUUUUAUUUGAAAGACUGUCAAAAGUGAUAUAAGAAGAAAAAAUGUCAAACAGCAACUACUGUAACCUCACUUAGUAGACGCCACAUGACGUGCCAUUUUGUUUCAGGAUGGUGUGUGAUGUGGUGCUACCGGGAAAAAAGACCUAUAAUGUAUAUGAUUGCCAUGUUCCUCUCCGCAGAGAGGCUUCUUCUGUUUCUUUUUCUGUCACGCUGCAUAUCUGGUUGUCAUUUAAACCUCAGGUCCAACCACUUCAAAGCAGCUGAUUGUACAUUCAAAAACACACACACACAAAUACACACACAAAUACACACACACAAAGAAGAAUCAGGAUUUUUAGUACGGCUCGUUUCCAGAUUUUUUGAUGUAACUGACGGAAGCAGAUUUUGAAUAAUUGUUGUUUCUUGUCGUUGUUCGUACUGUUGUUAUUCUGAUGGCAUCUUAUUUUAAUUUUCUUAGAUAAAAACAAAAAAGACAACUUCUUUAAAAGCCAGAAUCCAGGUUUCUUUAAUACAACGCUGUACUCUCUCUAGCACAUACAGCCAUGGAAGAUCAGAACGCACACAUAGAGACAUGACGCGCCUACAGCAACACACACUCUCUCAUCAUCAGGUAGCCGCACUUUGUGUGGGCGGGUUAUAUGUAUAAUUAUGAAGCUGGGAGUCUGCCGCUUCUCUUUUAGAAGCAGGUGGGUGUGUUUUGUCCACAACCUGCAGAACAUCAGCCCCGCUGGCUGAUUUUGAUCUGGCAAACUGGGACAUUGUCUCUGUGAAAAAGUCUUUGUUUGUUUCGUUGCUUUCAAGAAAGAUUGCUUUUCUUCAUCUCUUUUUUUUUAACCUACCUUCCAUUCUUUCCUUCAGUUGUUCUGCUCUAUGUGACCGGCCUCUGAUGAUGUGAGCAUCGCUGCGGUUAUCUCCUUUUGCCUCAUCUAUUUCUUGUACUGCUGUGAGUGACAUACAGACAGGUGUAGAUUUGUCAGGCUGCUAAAAUCAUAACAUUUGACUUAAAUUAUACCCUAACUACCAUUUGGUAACCAUGCAGGAAACUGAAUUUGGAAAAUACGAUCUAUCUAACUUUGAGAUAAUAAUCAGCCCAUCUCCUGACAGGUACAAUUCACCUUGUGUGUCAUUCAGUAAGCCAUGCUGUUGUCGUCAACCCCCCCCCACCCCUUCCCCCGACAUUUGUCAAAGCGGCACUAACAGAUCUGUUAAAACUCGCAUCUCCUUUGUCGCGGAGUGUGAUGCCAAGUGCUGUAAAUGUCAAAGCAUUUGUGAUGAGGUGACAGGCAGCCGCUCAGUAGCAGACAGGCUUUGAAAGCGGUACUGAGUAGGAAUCUUAAAGGCCAGACACGCCUCUAGAAUGAUGCUCAUCUGCAACAAUCAACACAACAGACACCUUCACCCCCGUCCGCUACAAUGUACUUAAGAGGACAUUAGGAGAAAAUGCAAACUCUGAAGCCAGAGAGUAAAGUUGAUCACUUUCAAAGGUGAUGGUCAGAGCCUUGCUGUAAUGUUGGCACUCAGUUAAAGUAAGAACACAAUAACUUUCUGAAAACCGUGUACUAAAAAAAAAGUCAAUGCAUUUACAUUUUGAUGAUAUUGUUAUGGGGCUGAAUGCUUCUUAGUGCGCUCUUCAAUUGCUAACCACAGCCUGGCUCCCUACUUUACCAUUAUCAAGAGCUGGUGAUUUGUAAAUACUCAGCCGCGCUCAUUAAUCUUCUACAUGGACCACACUUGACUUGCAUACAAUCUGUAGGUGCCGCCAGGAAUAGGUGAUUAUAUAUUUGUUGUUGUUCAAUCAGUGGAAAUCAAGAGUGCCUUUUGAAGACUCUAAUCACAUUCUUAAAUCUAAUCGUUAAGAGUUGGCUUCUUAAUCACGUAUAAUCUAACCAACCGGGUGAAAUCACGGUGCGGUCGCUUCAAGAACAACAUUCUGCUGUCGAUGCAAAAAUGUCAAGUGAAAUUCAGGUCAAAUAUGCCCCCCUUAAAUUCCAAGCCCCCAACCCUGUGAUUAUGUUACAGUGUGAAAGGCUCACAGCAGACAUUUUCUCACACUGGCUGUUCUCGUCUCCGUCUCACCCCUCCGCCUCGGCAGAAAGCCUUACAGAUGGCAGUCAGUGAGACGUGGCAGUCUGAGGGGUGGAUGCGAGUGCAAGGAUAACAUCUAAGUGAAGUACAGCAGAAUAAAGGCCGCUGAAGGUCGCCAUCCCCACCCCCACGCUUCAGAUAAACAACAGGCUUUUAAUGGAACGACGCUGAAUUUCACCUCGAAAACUAACAUUACUCCAGUCUUUGAUUAAAAAGUGCCACGGUUGUUCUGAAACUCCGAGAGAAGGGACGAAUUGCCAGAUCUGAUGUGCAGGCUAGAUAAAUGACAUGACUGCUGAAAAGAAAUGUAGUCAAAAUGCUUUGCGAUGGAGUGCAUUGCAUGAGGUGCCCUUGUGUGUUGCCAUGACAAUCUUGCAGCAUUGUUCUCACGUGGAGGUGUGUCUGGCCCUUUAGAUCCACCUACAUGGACCAGCUGCUCUCUGAUGCUCUGAACUUAAAUCCUGCUCGGCAAACACUGAGGUCUCUCCAGCAUUCAAAAUCAAACAUGGAGGUUUUGGAUUGAGUUUGAAAGAAUUUAGUAACAGAUGCAGCCUUGUUGCAGGAAAUAUGCCAUUAUGUGUAGAUGCUGCUACUCCCUCUUCAGGCUUUUUGUCCAUCGCCUCUUUGUUUCAGAGGAAAUGCUAUUGACAGAAGACAUGUUCCUUCAAAAUACUACUCCAACAAGGACGAAAUAAUCCACUCAUGUACUCAUUCCCUUUGUCAUACUUCCACUAAGACAUUUCUCUCUCAUUUGUAAGAGUUUUAAGAACAUGCAUUUGUCCUUCUCCUUGCUUGUCUCUAAGAUGCUCUCUGUUGUUUCUGCUACCUCAGUCAGUCACGUGGGCUUGCCUGUAGAGAUCUUUUCAGGUGCAGACUGCUUCAAGAGUCUGUUGAUUUGAAAAACUAAAGUUUGCCAGUAAAGUACAAUUACAAACAUUGCACAGCUUUUCUAGGCGUUUCACAAAAGUCAGGUCGGCUGGUUCAGAAGGUUCUUGAUGAAAGUGAAAUGCCUUGAAGAGUGAGCUGGAUGAUUUCACUGGCGGUCGUCUGAUUGUUUGCCAACUAUAGCAAUCUCCAUCUUGUUAUUCCUCUCAGAAAGGUGUCAGAUCGUGAUUGUGUUGCCACUCAAAAGUGUAAUGUUUCUGGAGAUACAGCGUGAUUCUGCUGCACUGCCGUGUGCGCCCUGAUAGGGCCACACAUCUCGUUCCACAUCUCUUAAAUGUUGAUUUUAUUGUCACUUUCUUUGAUGAAAAGUCAUAAACUCCUUCCUACCUCUUCCCUUCACCUUCGCCCUUUAACUAUUUGUCAUCCUCUCAACAUCCUUGGGCAGUGGAGCGUGAGCACCUUGGGGCUGACAGGCCCUCGUUUAUCCCAGGAGAGAUGGGUUGUUCCUGGGCAGCCCCCGGUCCUUCACCUCACGUCAGGCCUUUCAUACACCUUGCUGCUGCCUCUUGGGAGUGUAUGCACGACCCAGAAGCUUCUUAUAACAAUAUUUUCACUCAUUUUGUCUUAUAACUUUUAUCUUUUCACAGAGGCUUUGCCACACUCUCCUCUGAUGAGGAGCUUGCAAAUUUAGUAUUUAAAAAACGGGGCUUAUGGUUCUUUCAGCAACAAGGGGGUCAUUGUCCUCUGCAAUAUUGAGAACUGUUUCUUGAAACAAACACGUAUUACAUGCAUACAGUAUGUUUGGCAGUCGGUUAAUAUUUCAGCCUUGGUGAACAUUUCAUGAACUCUCCCCAGUAGAGAUACUCAAUAUUUUAAAGGUUUUCCCGUUAAUGUUGUACGAUGUCUCUGAUCUCUUGUUUUGAUGUUGCAGGGUGACAGGGCUUGACUUUUAGUUUCUGUGUUUAAAAAUGAAAAAAAAACAAGAAAAAAAUGGGUUAAUGAGCGGGGUUGUGUUUUGCUGAAAUUGCCAGUGCAUUGCUGUGAUCCUCUUGUCGCUUCUUUUUGGAGUCUUUCGAGUUAUAACGUCUUGAACUUUGGUGUCUUUGACGACCAUGUACCUUCUCUGUUACCUAUCAGUUGUGAAAUCUACACUACAUGCAGAUCGCCACACCAGCCAGUGUAUUUAUAGACGAGCUGAGACCGGCUCUCGAUGAGCGGAUAUCAGAGUUCAGUUCUUAUCCAGGAGGUUUGGCCGUACAGACGAUUAAAUGUCAUGUGGAUGAUUCCCCACUGCCAAAACAGAAACUAUUCAGAAACGUAUGGAACACCUUAAACUCACCUGGCGGAGGUUGAUUCAUGAAAGCCAGGACAUCACUUCAAAAGGGGCUUUGAAAGCCUUUUUGUUAUUUUUGACUGAUUCUGUACAUAAUUUUCAGCCAGAUACUUUUUCAGUGCUUUAUAAAACAGCAAGGAUUGUAAAUAAGAUAACUGUUAGCAGGGGGGAGGGUGGGGGCUCAUGUGGAGCUCACCUAAUGGUCCACCCCGUUAGUCCUCUGGUGGUCUAACUUACAAGACUUAGACUGUUGCCUUCCCGAAUGUCACAUAUUGGAAAGCUGCUUGUGAUGAGCACUGACUGGAUCUGCGUUCGGGAAAGUAACCCUGAGUGUUUGUCGUUUCUUUCAGUCUUUGAUAAUAUUUUCCAUCUGGGUGUUUCUUGGUGUGCAAAAAUGUAAAGAAGAAAAAAAUGUUUUACAACGCAGAAUACCUCAGAAAAGAAAUCCAUGUAACCUCGACAACCUCCACAUAUUGUCCGAUCCUGACCAUCCUCACGUAUCUCCUGGGCACUUUCAUCUCCUGUCCUUUCUUCUGUCGCCACGCAGUGCGUAGUGCCCAGUGGAGGUUCCAUAGCUUUUUUAUACCGUUUCGGUUUGCCGACCUUGCGUUCCUCAUUUAAAGACGGAAAGGAGGUCGUUUUCAAGACUAUUUGAUGCAUUGCAAUUUCCGAACAUCUCAGAAAGAUCCACUGAAUUAUUUUAAUUGCAUCGAAACAAAAUAUCCUUCCGUCUUUUUGAUUUUUAAAAGUGGGUUUGCAGAAAUAUUGAAGGCCGACACGCGAAACACUUGAAACCACUCAGUCCCUACGCUGUACCUCUUAUCUACUCUUUAUCAUUGUUAAAAACUGAAUGUAAAAAAGGCAAACGCAACUAACCUCUAACUUAACUAUACAUAUUUAAGAAUAAGAAAUACUCUAUAUGUGCACAUAGAUAUACCUAUACAAGCCCAACACAGACACAAACACAAAUGCAUAUGUAAAUACAAAUCUCUAAUGUCAUAUACUUGUAUCUUGAAAAAGGGAGAGCCUUUUCCAUGAAUGAUUCAGGGAAACAAUACAGAAGUCCAGUGCAGUAUGUUAGGUCAAAUCACUCCCACUCUGUUGCUUCUAGUGUUCGUUUUCUUACUCUGUUCUUGCUUGUUAUUUCCCCAUGAUGUAGCAUAGGGCAUAGGGGCAGGGCGACUUUAUCUUUUUGGUGACAGAAGUAGUGGAAUUAGGAUCUAGUGUAGUUGUAGUCUUUUCAAGCCUGAUUCUGUGAAAAGGGUGGUGGGGGUGGGCGGGAGGUUUUUUUUCUAAAGCGGACACUGUACAAACAGUAUAUUUAUGAAGAUGACUUGGACGCGAGAGUCACAUUGGGGGGUUGAAGGGUUGUGAACUGUCUUCAGGAUGGUUGUAUAUAGAACUGCUUUACCCAUUAACCCUCGCCUGUCUUUUUCACAGGUGAGGUGGAACUGUAUAUUGAAGGCACUGAGGUGGAACGCGCUGUGUUUUUAUGUCUUGAAAAAUAAAGACUGUUUUAAAUGAAGGAAGGGUGAAACUGUUCAGGUUCCAUGCAGAACCCAACAGUCUCCCUCGAAAUCUGCUGGGAGCGACGGACGGUUUUUGUUAACGUUGACCCUCUCGAUAUUUUUGCAUGCUGGUGUACAUAACCCUGUAUCAGUCCUUUUGUUGGAAGAGGCUGGUUAAUCCAAAAGCGCUUUUUUGGAUGUCGUCUGCAGGACAGGUUCUGAUGUUUUGAAUAUGAAAUAUUGUCCCUAAGAAAAAAAAUCCCUUUCCUGAAAAGAAGGUGUUUGUUUGUCACUGCAACAGCUUUCGUAGUGGUUUUUGGCUAAAGCUCUUUUUCAAUCAUUGUUUUCCAUGUGUAAAGUAACUAAAAAAGUAUGUAUGAGUGUGAAUCUGUGUGGCUAUGUAAGAUUUUCCUCAGUUUUCUUCAACCAUAUUGUAGCCUCAGAGCUGUUUUUUUAGGAACAUUAAUCUACCUGUGCUCUUAUGGUAUCUCAAUGGAACAGUUAAAAUAAUAGCAUUUUUUUUCACGUAAUCUGGCUGUCUGUAGGAAAAGACGUCUCUCUGGGCGCCGUACAGCCACAAAUGACAUUACCCACACACCCUCAGGGACCCUCAACAAACACUGCUCUCACUCUUAUUCAGGUACUUAAUCUACACCGAGUUUUAGCAGUGAGCAACCUUAUUUAUCUAUGGCUUAUUUUCGUAAAUUGGUUCCUAAAAAGACAAAGAUUACCACCAAAAUCCUAAACGUUUAGAAGCAGUUCUUCUCAACCUCAGAGUUUUGCUAUUUUAUGUUCAAUUCUCACGAUUAUUCAAUUAUAUUCUUUAGCUUUCUAUGUCUCUUUUUUUAACACUGGAUAUUUUUUGUAUCUUAUGAAUGUCAAUCUUCUCAGUUCAGGACUGUUCUUUGUUCGCACUCUGUUCUCUCUCUGACUUGUGUUAUGUGGCUUUUAUUCUGUGCCGAGCAUCAACGCACUUAUUCAAUAUAGUAUGGCUACAAAGCACCAACGCAACAAUGACUUACACCAAGCUGACCUCUUACAACACAUUCUUACAAGUGCACAAUACAGUGGUUUGGCUUUUAAACCGUGUUUUAAAGCCUCCACAAUCCUUCAUACAGUAUGUCGGUUUAUUUUCAGGUAUCCAUCUAGUGGCUCUCUUUGGCGCUAAUGGAGUUAGACACAACACAUAGGAAUGUGACAGUUCUGCCUUCAGUUCUUUUUACGCUUCAGGGAAAACGUUGUAAGCCUCUUUUACCGCUAGUAAAAGCAUAAAUGUCGGAGCUCAGCUGGACGUUGUAUGAUCAAAGCUGAAGAGCUGUAGAGCUAUGAAGGAACACAGAGUCAAACCGGGGCAGAAAGAUCUGCAGUUUUCAGUGAAAUUGUUCUUAUUUGUUCAUUGCCGUUUUGAGACAGCUACUCUUCUCUGCUGUGAUUGGUUAAAACCUCUAUAUGCUAUAUGUUAUGUUGCUUAGCGUCUGUGUUGCUGCACAAAGCUUGGUCAAUGCCAUGGAUUUCAGAAGUCUCCAGUAGACCUUAGAGUCUGUGUUUUACUAAGAACUAGUCAUGCAAAGUUAUGUAUUGGCCUGGUCGGGAACACAGGAGUGUAUUUGCCUAACUUGUGUACCUCUUACAACAAUCAAAUUAGUGACGUUUGGUGAGAACUGUGUUAAAACUAUUACAAAAUAAGUUGUAUACCAUGUUGUAAGAACUCUUAAGAUUACUUUUUACAUUCCUGAUGUUGGUUUAGGUAGUAACCUGAUGUUCUCGUGCUAUACAUAGCUCUGAUUGGUUUGGAAACAGCUUGUAAUAUUUGAGUAGACGCAGGAACUGUUGUCCAGGGGUUUGGGUCGAACAACAAACCGCCUAUUUUCUUCUGUCUCGAUAUUUGUCCUGCUGAGGUUUCUAACGUUUGAAAUCUCUCCUCGGUUCUUAACGGGUGGCUGGACGCCCCUCUGCAGGGCCUGCCGUGCCGUUUCCACUUUCCUGCUGAGAUUUCGUUUUUGGGUUUGACGAUAUACCUCAUUCCUUCAGUCCGGCGGGCCCUAGGGGGCGCUGUGCCGAUGCUCAGGACGCUCAAGCCCCCUCUCACGAUUUGGUCCCACUUGGACUGUACCUCUAACAAACUAAUAUAAACAUGCAUACACACAGGUUCUCCAAAUACCCAAAUGGACCUCAUUUUUUCAAUAUCUACUGUUUACAGAUUGACAAAAAAUUGUAUAAUUUAAAAAUAUUUUUCUCAUAUUGUAGUUUUAUUUAUGUACAAUAUUUUUUGUUCUUAUUUUGUACCUUGUGAAUUGGACUUUUAAUCUUCUAGGCUUAUAUUAUCGAUGUCCGUGUAAAUGAGCACUUAACAAGGAUCACAAUAAUUGGUUUUAGUUUGAUUGACUGCACUACUUUAUUUGUCUCCCUGUUUUGAAUGCUGAAUCUGAUAUUCUGAUUGGGCUAAUGAAUAAUGAAUUGUCUCAUGUCUGUGAUUUUUAUUUUGAGAAAAAGAUGAAAAAUGAUUUGAUUUCCUACUCUUUUUUUUUUUAAACUUCAUUUUGCAUUGAACGUCAGGCGACGCUGAUUAGAUCUGUCUUUGUGCAUGUGUAAAAUAUUUUACUGGUUAUGUUAUAUUCAAUUUGGUAAAAAAGAAAAUUGCCAUUGUUGCCACACAUUUCAGCUGUAAUGUUGUGUAAGGUAGUAUUCACUGGAUGCUAGAACCUUCUUUUCAAAACCACUAUUCUUCUAAUAAAUUUUGU
This is a messenger RNA of Trematomus bernacchii (emerald rockcod), 15342 nucleotides long. It is a transcript of the gene lcor, whose product is annotated as ligand dependent nuclear receptor corepressor. The coding region runs from base 76 to 2118 and encodes 680 amino acids. Lineage: Eukaryota; Metazoa; Chordata; Actinopteri; Perciformes; Nototheniidae. Gene Ontology annotation, molecular function: DNA binding. Gene Ontology annotation, biological process: regulation of transcription by RNA polymerase II. The record is from RefSeq and is a predicted model, not a curated record. Gene Ontology annotation, cellular component: nucleus. The transcript is spliced from 7 exons.